UGAGCUGUGAGGAGGACGACAGCUCUGCUGGAUGGACUCUGAGGAGAAACACAAGCAAACGACAGAGGACUCAGUGUGGAGUUGAUUGGGGAGAAGGUGCUGGUUCUUCCUGUAACAUCAGUUUAGCAGCACCUCAUGACAGUGGAGUUUACUGGUGUGAGUCCAGAGAGGGUCCCAUCAGUAACAUGGUUAACCUGACAGUCACUGGUGGAUCAGUGAUCCUGCAGAGUCCUGUCCUCCCUGUGAUGGAGGGAGAUGACGUCACUCUGCUCUGUAAAACAAAGACCACUCCCUCCAACCUCACGGCUGCUUUUUUCAAAGCUGGUGUCUUUAUUGGGAAUGAGUCUACAGGUCACAUGACCAUCCAGCAUGUUUCCAGGUCUGAUGAAGGCCUCUACAAGUGUGACAUCAGCGGUCAUGGAGAGUCUCCAUCCAGCUGGAUCACUGUCACAGACAAACACACCACCACACCUCCACCUACAUCCACACCUCCAACUACAUCCACAUCUCCUUCUGUACCCUUUGUGUUGUCAUGUGUUGGAUCAGUCUGUGUUCUGGUUCUACUGGUGUUACUGGUUCUGCUGGUGAGACGAUGUGUUCACAGGAAACCUGAAGAUCGAGAUGAAGUUGUGGAAGAUGACAUCACAGAUGACAUCUUGUACAGUGAUGUCAAAAUAUCAAGUCAUCAACAUCCAAAAAAACAAAACAACGAGAUUGAUGCAGCAGUAAUCUACUCAGCAGUGAGAAAAGAAGAAAUCAGUUAUGGUCGAAUCAUAAUCAAAGACAAGAAAACCAGAUCACAGAUGAGAGAGAUUUAUUCAGCUGCAGUCUACUCAGCAGUGAGAACAACAGGCAUCAGUUAUGAACAAUUAUGCUGUGACGCCAAAGAGGAAAAGAGACUUUAAACCAGAGCCAGACGUCGUCUACUCUUCACUGAAGUAGUCCACCAGUCCAACCACUGACAUCCAGCUGCUGGUUUCUAACUGGUCCCCCCAGCACCUCAGACCAGAGGACAUCCACAUGUUGAUCUUUUCUAUUUUCAGUUUUCUUAUCUAGAUAAUUAUGAUAUUUUCAAAUUCAAAUUUCCUGUAAAAUCAUCAACAAUAAUAAACAUAUGUU
This is a messenger RNA of Oreochromis niloticus (Nile tilapia), 1119 nucleotides long. RefSeq lists its product as uncharacterized. Gene Ontology annotation, cellular component: external side of plasma membrane. The record is from RefSeq and is a predicted model, not a curated record. The transcript is spliced from 7 exons. Gene Ontology annotation, biological process: immune response; cell surface receptor signaling pathway. Gene Ontology annotation, molecular function: transmembrane signaling receptor activity. NCBI's taxonomy places the organism in Eukaryota, Metazoa, Chordata, Actinopteri, Cichliformes, Cichlidae. The coding region runs from base 186 to 905 and encodes 239 amino acids.